Dipodomys ordii (Ord's kangaroo rat) is the source of this 519-nucleotide messenger RNA. RefSeq names its product interferon alpha-2-like. Gene Ontology annotation, molecular function: cytokine activity; type I interferon receptor binding. Bases 1 to 519 code for a protein of 172 amino acids. Gene Ontology annotation, biological process: T cell activation involved in immune response; defense response; positive regulation of peptidyl-serine phosphorylation of STAT protein. NCBI's taxonomy places the organism in Eukaryota, Metazoa, Chordata, Mammalia, Rodentia, Heteromyidae. The transcript has a single exon. Gene Ontology annotation, cellular component: extracellular region. The record is from RefSeq and is a predicted model, not a curated record.
AUGGUCCAGCCCCACCUCCUCCUGACAGCCCUGAUGCUCUGCUCCAGCCCUGCCUGCUCACCAGGCAGCCCAGUCCCCUGGAGCCCUGGCCACCAACUCAAGGAAAUCCUUCGCCUGCUAGUACAGCUGCAAAUGACCCCCUCUCACAAAUGCCUGGAUGACAACAGACCUGAAUUCAGGCUUACAAUCCAGAAGACAGAAGCCACCUGUGUGAACCAGCUGAUGCUCCAGCACAUCUUCAACCUCUUCAAGACUCAGGAAGCCCGUGCUGCCUGGGACACGCAGGUCCUGAAGGAACUACUCUCCAGGCUUGCUGAGAGUCUGGAACCACUGGUCAAGUCAAGGGAAGAACCUGUGUUUUGUACUCAGCCAAGACUCGCUCUGCUCAAGUAUUUCAGGAGUCGGUUUUCUUACCUGCAGAAAGAGCGAUACAGCUCUUGUGCUUGGGAGGUUGUCAGAGAGGAAGUGCGAAAGUCCCUUUCCCACAUCAGCGAUUUUCACACAGAAGUCAGCAACUAG